This is a messenger RNA of Dovyalis caffra, 1917 nucleotides long. Lineage: Eukaryota; Viridiplantae; Streptophyta; Magnoliopsida; Malpighiales; Salicaceae. The record is from the annotation of a GenBank genome assembly.
AUGAGGAAUUUGGUGAUUGGGUUACUUUUCAUCACAGUAUUGGCUCCCAUUUUUCUUUAUACUGAUAGAUUCUCCUCCUUUACCACUUCGUCUUCUAAACAAGAAUUCAUUGAGGAUGUUACUGCUUUUACUCUACCUACGGACACCAGGCAUCUAAAUGUGUUACCCCAGGAGGAAUCAUCCACUGUGCAUAAAGAACCAAUUGGAAUUGUAUACACUGAUAACUCCUCCUCCAAUAUUAUUCUAACUCACAGAGAUUUGCAAUUGCCUGAUACGAGUGAGCAUAAAUCUGCUAGAGUAUUAUUUGACACUGACGAGGAAGCUCAAUCUCAGAAGGAUGACAUCAUCAGACAGGUCAUUCAGACUAGUAAUCAGGAAGAGCAGGAGAGCCAAACAGACAGCGGAGCUGAUCAGGAAAACCAUCAGAACGCAUCUCAAAUUCAGCUUGAGCAACAAUCUGCUUUGAACUCGGACAAAGUUGAUGAGAAGGAUGCAUCGUUAACUGAAACCAAUAAACAGACAGAUCAAACGGCUAUGCCAGAUGCUCGAGUGCGGCAGCUCAGAGAUCAGCUUAUCAGGGCAAGGGUGUACUUGUCCCUUCCAGCAACAAAGAGCAAUCCCCACUUUACAAGGGAGCUUCGAUCGCGGAUAAAGGAGGUUCAGCGCAUACUUGGAGAUGCAACUAAAGAUUCUGAUCUGCCAAAGAAUGCUAAUGAGAAAUUGAAGGCAAUGGACCAAUUGUUGGAAAAGGGAAGGCAAAUCCAGGAUGAUUGUGCUGCUGUGGUAAAGAAGCUUCGGGCAAUGCUGCACUCUACAGAAGAACAACUCCGAGUGCAUAAGAAGCAGACCAUGUUCUUGACACAAUUAACUGCAAAGACGCUUCCUAAAGGUUUACACUGUCUUCCAUUGCGCCUGACAGCUGAGUACUAUAAUUUGAAUACUUCUGAACAGCAAUUUCCAAAUCAAGAGAAAUUGGAGAACCCCAUGCUUCACCAUAUUGCACUAUUCUCAGAUAAUGUUUUGGCAGCAGCAGUGGUUGUGAACUCCACUGUUUCCAAUUGUAAGCACCCUUCGAAGCUUGUUUUCCACAUCGUUAGUGAUAGACUCAACUAUGCAGCAAUGAGGAUGUGGUUUCUAGUAAAUCCACCCGGCAAAGCCACUAUUCAGGUCCAGAACAUUGAAGAAUUUACAUGGUUAAAUUCAAGUUAUAGUCCUGUUCUGAAGCAGUUGGGUUCUCAAUCGAUGAUUGAUUAUUACUUUCGGGCACAUCGUGCCAAUUCUGAUUCGAAUUUGAAGUACCGAAACCCAAAGUACUUGUCCAUCCUGAACCAUCUUCGCUUUUACCUGCCAGAGAUUUUCCCAAAGCUCAACAAAGUGUUAUUCUUAGAUGAUGAUAUAGUGGUGCAGAAGGAUCUCUCUGGCCUUUGGUCCCUUGAUUUGAAGGGUAACGUGAAUGGUGCGGUAGAGACCUGUGGAGAAAGCUUCCAUCGUUUUGAUCGAUAUCUCAACUUCUCAAAUCCUCUUAUCUCAAAGAAUUUUGAUCCGCGUGCUUGUGGAUGGGCAUAUGGAAUGAACCUCUUUGAUUUAGAGGAAUGGAGGAGACAAAACAUCACCCAUGUAUAUCAUGCAUGGCAGAAGCUGAAUCAUGACAGACAAUUAUGGAAGUUGGGGACUCUGCCACCUGGCCUCAUUACUUUCUGGAAACGGACUUAUCCUCUUGAUCGAGGUUGGCAUGUUCUUGGUCUUGGCUAUAACCCCAGUGUCAACCGAAGAGAAAUUGAACGAGGAGCUGUUAUACAUUACAAUGGCAACAUGAAGCCAUGGCUUGAGAUUGGCAUACCCAAGUAUCGAUACUACUGGGCAAAAUAUGUUGAUUAUGAUCAUGCAUAUUUGCGAGAGUGCAACAUCAAUCCAUAG